Ilyonectria robusta is the source of this 957-nucleotide messenger RNA. RefSeq lists its product as uncharacterized. The coding region runs from base 1 to 957 and encodes 318 amino acids. The transcript is spliced from 2 exons. Lineage: Eukaryota; Fungi; Ascomycota; Sordariomycetes; Hypocreales; Nectriaceae. Gene Ontology annotation, molecular function: protein dimerization activity. The record is from RefSeq and is a predicted model, not a curated record.
AUGGCCGACGUAUCAUUCGACUACUUUGACCACCCCCAGCAGCGGAAACAGAACCUGGGUCUUCCCAUCUCGCUCUACGACCCAGCCGACUUCAGCGGCGACUCGUCUCACUCGCCCGACUCUCCGCUGUCGCCCGUCUUUGCCAACCCCUACCAGCUUCCCGUCGCCAACGAGUGGGUCAGCUGGGACGACAAGGCUACUCUAUCUCCUGACCUCGACGCGCUCCCCAAGCAGGAGUCCUUUGACAGCAUCAACCUCUCUACCAUUCCCUCCCGGAACAACAUGGAGCUCAGCCCCGCCAUCAACCCCAACGACCUCGCUGGCACCAUCACUGAUGCUGUCCCCUUUGGCAGAGUCGGCCUGAAUGACAUCGACACCCAGCCUCUCUUCCAGACCCCCAUGUCCUCCAUCUCUCCUCAGCCUCACCAGCUCCAAAACUCCGUCAUGCCUACCGCCACCAACCCUAUGUCUAACAGCAUGGAUGCCAAGGACGCGCCUAACCGAUAUCCUUCGCGGAAGCGCAAGUCCUCCGGCUCGGGCAGCGCCUCGUCGCGUUCGUCCACCUCGCCUCCUCCCGCCACCCGCCGCCACUGCUCGCCUCCUAAGAAGACGGCCCACAACAUGAUCGAGAAACGCUACCGAACAAACCUCAACGACAAGAUUGCCGCUCUCCGCGACUCUGUGCCCGCUCUUCGCGUCAUGGUCCACCGAUUAGAGCAGCAGGCCCCCGAAGGCGUCGAGGACGAGCUCUGUGAGGAGGAUCUCGGCGGCCUCGCUCCCGCGCACAAGCUCAACAAGGCCACCAUUCUUAGCAAGGCCACCGAGUACAUUGCCCACCUUGAGAAACAGAACAAGAGCCUUGCUCGGGAAAACAACCAGCUCCGGAAUCGUGUCGAGGGAUUCGAGAUGCUCGUCAUGAGCCGAGAUCAGGCGCCACCUCCUGGAGUCUGGGCUUAA